GACUCCACCUCCCCGUUUUUGCGGGUCGCUGCUGCUGGGUGCUGUUUGAGUGUGUGGCCUUUAGCUAUUGAGGCCUUCGGUCUCGGUCGCGGCAGGUUAGCUCACCCCGUCUAUUCUCAAUUUGAGGAAUCUCAAUCGUUGUUUCAAAUCAGACGUACAAAAACCGUUCAGAAAACGGUUUACGGAAUUUAUUAGAAAUUAUCCAGCGUCCAUCGUCUUUGCGUUGAUGUUGAAAAGGAACGGCGUCAAUGUAUUCGGAUUAUAAAACCCGUGUUAAAUAACCGGAGCGAAGCGUUCGACCGUUAAAAAUAUAAAAAAUAUCAAUAUACUGUGCGACAGCAGCUGAUAAUUAGUUAUGGCGUUUUUAAGAUCUGUGCCAAGGUGUUGUGCUGGAUCUAAAUUCGGGAAAAACUUGCAACUUGCGCUUCCGGGAGGAAUUUCGGAGAACGUUGCACGUCGUUCGAUCCAGCUUUUGCAGGUCAUUGAAACAAGGGAUCAUGACAGUUCACGAAGGACUAUCACGACGAGAGCGGCGGCAUCUACGGAAAGCAGCGCCAGCGGGGGUGGAAUCGGUGGCGGAAGUAGCGGAACAAUGAAACCAGUUCCAAGGCAAAUUGACCCCCUAGAUCUGGCAUUCAACGACCCCGUAGCUUCCUACAAGAGCAAGACCACCAAGGAACUCAUUAGAGCUUACAUCGUCUACCAACUAUGUUCCGUAGAAUUUUUUGUCGAGAAUAACAUGAAGUUGACGAAAUUGUGCAACAACAUAUUGGGGGACAGAUUAUUUUCAAUUCUCAUGAAAUCAACUUUCUAUGGUCAUUUCGUAGCAGGAGAGGAUGAACAAAAGAUCACACCAGUGCUGGACAGGCUCAGAUCAUUCGGCGUUAAACCACUUCUCGAUUAUUCUGUAGAAGAAGAUCUAUCGCAAGAAGAAGCUGAGCGGCGUGAAGUUCAGGCUUCGGUAUCGGAGGCAGGUGAUGAAAAAAAAGAGGGUACAAUCAAGAAGUAUCACGUGGAGAAAUCAUUCGCUGAUCGUCGAUACAAAGUAUCUUCAGCUAGGACAUACUUCUACCUGAAUGAAGCCUCGUGUGAACGUAAUAUGGACGUAUUCAUUAAAGCCCUGGAGGCUUGUGCUACGGUUUCCAUGGGUCUUGGUAUAAUUGCCGUCAAAUUAACAGCUCUCGGUCGUCCUCAACUUUUGCUUCAACUUUCUGAAGUAAUCAUGCGGGCACGUCAAUAUAUGUCCGAUGUUGUCGGAGGGGAAGGGGCGGUAUUGGCGCACCACGCUAAACCUGAUGACUUCAGAAAAAAAUUUGAGGAAGCACGUAUCAGAGAUGAAAUACCAGUACAAAAAUUCCUCGACAAAAUUCAGGCCGACAAGGAAGGAAACGUCAUUCAUUUAUUCCCAUGGAGCGGCAUUUUGGAUGAGAACUAUGAACUGAGCGAGACUUUCCAGGUUCCAGACAUACGGACUGGAAAAAUGGUGAGGCUCAUGAGUCAGCUCACUGCCAAGGAGGAAGAAAUGUUCAGGAACAUGCUGCGGAGAUUGAAUACCAUUGUAGCGGUGGCCGACAAACUGAAUGUCCGGAUAAUGAUUGAUGCUGAACAGACGUACUUUCAACCAGCGAUAUCUCGACUGUGUCUAGAAAUGAUGCGAAAAUACAAUACAGAAAGGGCCGUGGUGUUCAACACAUACCAGACAUACCUCCAGGAUGCCUAUAACGAAGUCAAGACUGAUCUCGAACAGGCGGAGCGGCAAAAUUUUUACUUCGGUGCCAAACUUGUGCGGGGGGCUUAUCUUGAACAGGAAAGAGCCAGAGCAGCUGCAAUGGGAUAUCCAGAUCCGACUAAUCCCACAUUUGAAGCAACAAACGAAUCUUAUCAUAGGACUUUUAUGGAAUGUCUGCGAAGAAUGAAACGAUACAAAGACAAAGGCAUAGAUCCUAAAAAGAUUGGUAUCAUGGUCGCCACACACAAUGAGGACACAGUCCGAUUUGCUAUAGAAAAAAUGAAGGAAAUUGGGAUAUCCCCAGAAGACAAAGUAAUCUGCUUCGGCCAGCUAUUCGGGAUGUGCGAUUAUUUGACAUUCCCUCUUGGUCAGUCGGGAUACUCAGUGUAUAAAUAUAUCCCAUAUGGACCUGUAAAGGAAGUGCUACCGUACCUGUCACGGCGAGCCCAUGAAAAUAAAGGAGUGUUGAAGAAGAUUAAAAAAGAAAAGAAACUAAUACUGGCUGAAAUUCUCAGGCGUAUGGUAACUGGCAAAUUGUUUUACACACCCAAGGGAAAUUACACCCCCGUUUGAGUUAUCGCAUGGUGCGUUGCUCAAUUUUAUUUCAAAUACGGACUUGAUAUAUUGAACCCUACAUGCGAUAAGACUAUACAUAUGAUGUAGAUGAAAUGAUGGACUUGUCAAGUUCAAGAACGUGUGAGUGAAAAAGACGAUUGAUUGGUGUGAGGUAUCGCGUGUGAUAUGAAGAACGUUUACCGCGAUAGUGUAUUCCUUCGAAACCAGUCGCCAUUCCCUGCCUUACUUUGAAGAUAAGUCGCUAAAAUUUCUGUUCGUCAAGAGAUGUAACGUUUGUCAGUAUCUUUUAGUCAGAGAGCGCGCGUGUUUAACUACCGUGUGAGUUUUGACUGCAUUCAUUAACUAUGUGUAGGUAUAAUGAUGACAUAUUUUCUCAAUUUGUGAUACAUGGGCGUACCAUAGCCGGAUCUAUUCGUAAAAGCUGAUCGUAUUCAUUCAUUCACUGUUCGCAAUCUGACUUCAGCAGCAAUGGGUCAGUUAUUUGUUCAUUGAAAAGAAUACAAUGAUCGAAAGUUUGUCUAUGAAACGUUUGUGAUGCCACGGUGAGAAAUUAAUUUCGAGAUGUUUAGAAUUUGUACAACGAAUUCAUCGGCGUUCCAAUUCAGUAAUGCAAUUACAACUGUGAAUUGCAUGGGAAGUGAUUCAGACGCUUAUACUUUGUAACUUUUUAAUGUACACACACACACAACCUUUUUAUCGUUUUAUUGACGCAAAUAAUAUUUCUUAAUCCAACUAUUGUGUAUUUUCGUAAUUUGACGUGUCUAUCAUUAAUAAUCAAUCAUAUUGCACGUUCAAUGAUUUGAGAUCUUGAGCGCCAAAAAUAUGGUCGAAUGUGUCGGUAUGUAUGAAUUUUUUUGGUCCAUCAUUCAAUUUCAUCGAUUCUUGACAUAUUUUAAUUUUUUCUUCUUGCGCAAAUAGAGCAAACAAAAAUCAUACGACGUCUUGUCUCAUGUCAUUGAACAUACGCGCUGUGAUGUGCACACAAUACACACAUACUCACCAACUGUAUACGCUCACAUUGUGUGAUUCCAAGUGGUAAAAGUAAGUAACAUUUUCGGUGAGAAAAUAUACAGUUUUCACGAAACCAAUCGUGAAUUCUAUCAUUCGUGCUUUCUGUAUCAAGAGCGUUUUCAGCUGGUCACAUUGACGUAAUGCCCGUCGUUGCAUCACUAAUGGUGAGGUGAGAAUUUUUUUUUUAAUUCAAGAACUGAAUAACAUUUUUAUCUGAUUAAUCUAUUUACUAAAAAAUCUAGGAUAGAUGUAGUCUAUGUCUGCAUGUUGCUUCCAAUGGAUGCCUGUCCUUCACCAACUUUGAAACUUGAAAAACUUUUUUUUGACUCACCCCGUUUUAUCAGAUCUAUUUCGAACGUAUGAAAAUCACCUAUUCUCAUUUAAAAAGUGGCUUGGCUGGAUGUAUAGUACGAAGGUAAAGAAAAACGAGAACUAUUAUCAGUUUCGUGAAUUAUGUGCUGUUAUCAUUUUGAGUCGCACACAUUGAAGAUAGAUAAGUAUAAUGUAUAAUGUAUAAUAUGUUGGAUAUCUAACUCCGAUUUGAGGAUCUUAAUUCUAUAGGAUCGUGUGUAGUGACUUGAGAACGAUAGCAGGAUCACGGUGGAAAGUAUGAUUGUUUCUUCUGUUGUAUGAGAAUAUAUUUUAGUUUUGUCAAGAUGUAUAUAUACUAACUUUUAAAUGUUGUAAUAUACAUAUAUCAUCGAAAGAUUACCUAUUAAAAAUCUCACUCGGGUUUGUAGAACACAAUAAUUGAUUAUGUUUUAAAAAUACGGGAAGAUAGUCCAGUACAAUACCUACCUAAAGUGCCUACAUACUACCUACGUAGAAACACCAGUUAAAUAGCAUAUUUUGGAAUUCGUGAAACAGUGCAUGAAGAAAACCCGAACAUAUAAUGCACCAUGGGUCGUAGGGACGAUUCGUUAAUAUUAGCAAAGACCAGUGACGAUUUUUUCCGCAUGCGUGUGUGCGUGGAGCUGAUAUUCGAACCUGCUAUAAAUAUUAUACCACAGACGAUCAGCAUAAAAUUUACGACUGUGAUAAGUCUAUAUGAACAACUGAAUGAAGACAAAAUGCAGUGCAAUAUAAGUUUCCGGUGCACAAUACUGAUGCAGCAAAUUAUUGUGACAUUUAUGGAUUAUUUUUAGUAAAAAUCGUAGAUGCAACGUUUGUUGCGAUUUUAGAAAUUUUUAAGACAAUAAUUCUUGUACAGGCUGUUGCGCAAACACGAGAAUUAUGAAGAAUAAUCUCAAAACUUGGAUCCUCUUGAAAGACUUUUGAUGAAACCUCCGUAAAAACUUUGUAGCUGAUUGUAAAAGUAAAAGGUUUGGGGUGAGACUUCCUUUUCACCAGACCUUACAAUUAGUCUAGUGUAAAGUGUUUGUCUCUGAACCAAUAGCAGCAGUAUCAUCGAAGUUUUGUCGAAGUUCCAUCGAUAAAACUCAUAAUAGGGCUUCAGUGACAACGAAAAAGUCGAGGCCUAAGUCAUGCGUUAUCUUGAGAACGACGGCUCUAUUGUUGUAUCCUUUCACCAGAUCCUACCUGUAUAAAUUGAUAAUAAAGAUGUCUUGUAUUUUGGUAA
This is a messenger RNA of Athalia rosae (coleseed sawfly), 4895 nucleotides long. RefSeq names its product proline dehydrogenase 1, mitochondrial (gene slgA). The transcript is spliced from 12 exons. NCBI's taxonomy places the organism in Eukaryota, Metazoa, Arthropoda, Insecta, Hymenoptera, Athaliidae. The record is from RefSeq and is a predicted model, not a curated record. Gene Ontology annotation, molecular function: proline dehydrogenase activity; FAD binding. Bases 356 to 2302 code for a protein of 648 amino acids. Gene Ontology annotation, cellular component: mitochondrion.